AUGGUGAUCAAGACUGGCCUUCUAGCUGUCCUCCAGCUGUCGUUGCUCUGCCUAUUAGCGCUUGGCUCGCCUGUCGCUUCAGCAGCUUCUGCUCCGAUCGUGGAUCUUGGCUAUGCACAAUAUCAAGGCGCUGUAAAUACUACUACUAACACCACGAGCUUCCUCGGUAUUCGUUAUGCUUCCCCCCCUAUUGACAACUUGCGUUGGGCGGCGCCGCAACCUCCGCCAACGUUGACCGGCGUACAGCAGGCUACUGAGCAGCCAAAUGAGUGCUAUCAAGCUCCGACAGGUAACGCUUCGACCAACCCUUUCAUCACCGGCUCCCUGGCCAAACGCGCUGUCAGCGAGUCGGAGGACUGCUUAUUCCUGAAUGUGUAUACCCCGGGUGAGGUAGUUAGCGCUGCGACGUCUGGUGGCCUUCCCGUUAUCGUUUGGAUUCAUGGAGGAGGAUAUAUCUCCGGGGCUGCGAGCCAAUUCAAUGGGGCAGACUUGAUCAUGGACUCUGAUCACGGCGUCAUUGUGGUGCUCAUUCAGUACCGCCUUGGUCUGUUUGGGUUCUUGUCUGGCGAGGCAGUCAAGGAGGGCGGUGCUCUGAACGCUGGGCUUCUUGAUCAAAACUACGCACUGCAGUGGGUUCAAUCACAUAUUAGCACCUUUGGUGGUGACCCAUCAAAAGUGACGAUCUGGGGUGAAUCCGCAGGUUUGUCGAACACCAACACACUGUCGACUAUAUCACUGAUGGUGACGCUUUCUUAA
Molecule: messenger RNA, 756 nt
Organism: Fibroporia radiculosa
Lineage: Eukaryota; Fungi; Basidiomycota; Agaricomycetes; Polyporales; Fibroporiaceae
Exons: 6
Coding region: 1-756 (251 amino acids)
Source: RefSeq, a predicted model, not a curated record